This is a messenger RNA of Paralichthys olivaceus (Japanese flounder), 5062 nucleotides long. Lineage: Eukaryota; Metazoa; Chordata; Actinopteri; Pleuronectiformes; Paralichthyidae. The record is from RefSeq and is a predicted model, not a curated record.
AUGAUGACCAUGAUGAUGAUGAUGGUGGCCAUGAUGGUCACCUGCAGCUCUCUCUUCCUGCUGGGUCUGGCCGCUGCUCACGCAUCCUCCAACACCAUGACCCGCACUUCCUCUUCAUCUUCAUCCUCUUCUUCCACCUCAUCCUCCUCUCCACGCAUGAAGCUCUCAUACAAAGAGUUGCAGCAGUUCCAUGGUGUGCGCCGGUUCGAGCUCGAACGUUCCUGCUGCUUCAGUGCUCUGCUGCUGGAUGAAGAAAGAGGCCGUCUCUUCGUCGGGGCCAAGAACUUCCUGCUGUCACUCUCACUGGACAACAUCGCCAAGCAGGAGCACAAGAUCUACUGGCCUGCCCCUGUGGACUGGAGGGAGGAGUGUAACUGGGCUGGAAAGGAUAUCACUUCUGACUGUGUGAACUACGUGAAGAUCGUGCACCACUAUAACCGUACCCAUCUGUACGCCUGUGGAACUGGAGCCUUCCACCCUACCUGUGCCUUUGUAGAGGUGGGACACAGGAUGGAGGACCAUGUGUUCAGGAUCGACCCCUCUAAGGUAGAGGACGGGAAAGGGAAGAGUCCGUAUGAUCCUCGCCACAACGCUGCCUCUGUGCUCAUUGGCGAUGAGCUAUAUGCUGGCGUUGCCACAGACUUAAUGGGGCGUGACUUCACCAUCUUCAGAAGCCUGGGGAGACGCCCCUCCAUCCGCACAGAGCAGCAUGACUCACGCUGGCUCAACGAACCAAAGUUUAUUGGUUCCUUUUGGGUCCCGGAGAGUGAAAACCCUGAUGAUGACAAGGUGUUUUUCUUCUUCCGUGAGACGGCGGUUGAGGCCCAGGGACUUGGAAAAUCCACCUACUCCCGCAUCGGACAACUCUGCAGGAACGACAUGGGCGGUCAGCGGAGUCUGGUGAACAAGUGGACGACAUUCCUCAAGACCCGUCUGAUCUGCUCGGUGCCAGGAGCCGAUGGCAGCGACACGUACUUUGAUGAGCUGCGCGAUGUGUUCCUGCUGCAGACGAGGGACAGAAAGAAUCCUCUGGUGUACACUGUCUUCUCUACUUCCAGCAGUGUAUUUAAAGGCUCAGCUGUGUGCCUCUACUCCAUGAAUGACAUCCGGAGGGCCUUCCUGGGGCCCUUUGCUCACAAAGAGGGGCCCAACUACCAGUGGGUCCCCUUCCAGGGAAAAGUCCCCUAUCCCCGCCCAGGAAUGUGUCCAAGCAAGACAUUUGGGAGCUUUGAAUCCACCAAGGGUUUCCCGGACGAUGUGAUACAGUUUGCCCGUCACCACCCCCUGAUGUAUAACCCCGUCUACCCUAUGAGCCGACGGCCCAUCUUCGUCAGGACCAACGUGGACUACAGCUUCACACAGAUUGCUGUGGACAGAGUCAGUGCCGCUGACGGACAGUAUGAUGUCAUGUUUAUUGGCACAGACAAAGGGACCGUACUCAAGGUCAUCAACGUCCCCAAGGAAAGCUGGAACAAUAUGGAGGAGCUUCUGCUGGAAGAGCUGGAGGUCUUCAAGGAUGCAUCAUCUAUCAUCAACAUGCAGAUCUCCUCAAAACGGCAACAGCUGUAUGUGGGCUCGGACACAGGCAUCGCCCAGGUCCCCCUUCACCGCUGCAGUGUGUAUGGGAAGGCCUGCGCUGAGUGCUGCCUGGCCAGAGACCCUUACUGCGCCUGGGACGGAACAUCCUGCACUCGCUAUCUGCCAAACACCAAAAGACGUUUCCGUCGCCAGGACGUGAGGAAUGGAGACCCCAACACUCUCUGCUCUGGAGACCACCACAAGCACCGCGUGGCAGAGAAGAAGUUGUAUGGAGUUGAGGGAAGCAGCACUUUCUUGGAGUGUAUCCCCAAAUCCCUUCAGGCCAAAGUUACCUGGACCUUCCAGAAACAUCCACAGAACCCACGAGAAGAGGUGCGUCUGGAUGACCGCAUCCUCCAGACAGACAGAGGCCUCCUGAUCCGCCGUGUCCUGAAGAGAGAUAUCGGCAUCUACCAGUGCCACGCCAUGGAGUACGGCUUCACCCAAACUUUACUGGGAAUCACCUUGGAAGUGGUUCCCUCCAUAUCCUCCUCAGCCUCCAAUCUUCCUUCUGAUGCCCCUGUGCGCAGCGGAGGUGGGCCAGCCAUGACCAAUCAAAAGCUUUGGUACCGGGACUUCAUGCAGCUGGUGGACCACCCUAACCUGAGCACUGUUGACCAGAUUUGCGAGCAAGUUUGGGCGCGCAAGAACGCCGGCAGUGACCAGGUGGAUAAGACCUUUCCUCCUGCCGGCAAGGAAGUCCUGUCCGCAGGCCCCGCCGUCCGCCCGGCCAAUAAGAAGUGGAAGCAUCUUCAGGAGAUAAGGAAGGGGAGAAACCGCCGGACCCACGAUGGGAAACCAAACCCUCGUGCACCGCGCAGCGCAGGGGAGUAACAACGUAGAGCAAAAGAUGGAGGGAGAAAAGAAUGACUGAGAAAGGAGGAGUAGACAGAAAGAGACUGAGAGACCGAGAACUUCUGGAGGUGUCACACAUACAGACAAACACACACUCACACACACAGACACACAGACACACACUCACACACUCACACAUACAUACAGCACCUCCUGCAUUGUGUAUAUUUAUCCAUGGAUGCCCCCACUAUAUUGUACACCCAUCCCUGAGUCCUCGUCCCUCUGGCCAGCCCCUGCAUGAGCUGCCUUACUGCCCAAAUUGAUUCUGCACGAUCCCUUUACACUGUUCACUAGCAUAGUUAAGUGUUGAAGCAGGAAGUCAACGCAUCUUUAUCUGUGGGCAAUAAACAUACACGCCUUUACCACUGACUGUUUAUGGAGCGCAGGAGGAUGACCCAGCAACGUUUGUCUCUACACACCAAUACUAACAGUAUGAACACCUACUCUAUACACCACUUGGAAAAAAUUACCAGCCCCAGCGUUUCAUAUGAAACCUCCUCGUCUCCUCUUUUUCUCGUUCGAACAUUUAAUACCAAUGUAGAAAAAUGGUGGACUUUUAAAUGUGUUGUGCAUAAUGGAAUAGAAUGGAGAAACGUGACAACUGGAAUACACAACCAGGUGAAGUCUGGAAACACACAUACAGAUUAAUGUCCAUUUGCACAUGCAUGCAUGCAGAUAAAACACUUUUAAAAAUAUUGUUUCUAUAUGGAUCAAUGAAUUGAUCAACUUCCUGUGGUCCUCCCAGUGCACAUAUUUCCACUAAACCCACUCUUCACAUGGUUUUGUGUGCAGAGUGUACAAUGCAGGUCACAGAUGAGGUAGAGACGUGUGGGGCAGCCUGUGGAAUGGAGCAGCGUGGUGUAGACUGUAUCGUAACUUUCUUUCUUAGCGGUUUCCUUAGGCACACUGAGGCUUUGUGGCAGCAGAAUAAAUCUCAGAACACAAUGCAGUUAUGGUUCAAGAGCAGACGCAAGUGGCCAGAUAUGAUUAUAUAACUUCACUGGUCCAAACCACUAGAAAUUGAGGGGUGGAAAAACUACUAGCAUUUCAUGAUGUGAGCGAAAGAUGAGAUGUUUACAGUACAGUACAGAAAUCAGUCUCCAAAGUCCAAAAAGUCCAGACCUGGAUUACAUCUAAAAUAAGUGAAUUAUGUUUUAUGAAGCAUCUCUAAUAUACCUAGUUGUUACAAUUAGCGAUGAAAGAGUUUUGACAAGAUCCAAAUCUUCACAAUAAACUUCAAUAUUUAUUGCUUUUAUUCAACUGUGUUCAAUAUUUAGUGUGUUGAUAUUGAGACUGACGAGCGCAGUGGUUUGGGUGGACACCAUUAAAACAAUGAGGAUGAGGAGGAGCUUAGUGGACUCCAGGUUUGACAACCCACGUUUCUGGGCUUCAGUACAGUAUAUAUAUUUGCAUGAUAUUUAUGAGUGAAAAUAUGAUUUUUUUUUUCUUUGUAUACUAAGUGGUACUUCUACUCCGAGCUCUUUUUCACUGUUCUUGCAUAUGUUUGUUUGUGAUAAAUACAUAUAUGCAAAUAUUAUGAAAAUGACAGAUAUGUUAACUCCUCAUUCAGCACAGAAAGCUGUUUCUGUGCUACCCACAAUGCAUUUUUGGCAACACCUUCCAUUUGACUGCAGUCACUGUUGUGGUCACUAGUGUACAGUCAUGAAUAUUGACUUUUGCUGCUUAACAAUAUCAUCUCGUCUUAAUGGACAAUUAGUACAAUAGGUCUUCCUUCUCUCUGUCUUCAGUCCAAUCUGUCUGUGUAUUAUCUGUAAAGAAACUUUGUUUGUUGGUUGUCUGUGGUAACAUGGUGUGUGUAGCCUGUCCCCUAGUGUCCAUUGUGUGUAACGGCUCAGAUGAAAAGCUUACUAUUCUUUAUUAUAUCAUAGUCUAUCGAAAUGAGAGAAAGCAACUGGCCUUGUAAGAUAGAACAUUCAUAUACGUUUGACAUUCUUGAAAUCUUAAUAUGAUUUUAAAGACGGAUACAUGGUUUCAUUUGUGCUGCUGCUGUACAUUUCUCAAAAGCGUAAUGGCUUCAAAUGAUUUCAAGUAUGUGCAGACAAAAAAAUAUUUUUUAAUAGUGUCCUUAUUUCCACAUUAGGCUUUGUCCAUGAAUUCACAUGAUAAUGUCCUUUGGAUCAAAGGAGGCAGCACAAUCUGGGCCUGUGAGUGGAUUUUAGAUGAACUGAGUCGUCUUUAUUUAAAUAGCUUCUUUAGAGAGAUGUAACUAACUCAUUAAACUGAUCUGAACUGACUGACACCUGUAAAAGGGACACUCUGAAUUUUGACACCACGUUUAGGAAAAGGAAUAAUUGCAAAAGGAGACAAAAAAAACAAAACUGAGUUUAAUCGAAGGCAGAUGUUGUUGGUCCAUCUGUGUUUCAUCACAGCUAUUAAGCCGAGGCUACUAAUAAACUAAAUGGAGAUUAAACAUUAUAAGUCACGGAUUUGUUUUUCUUUUAACUAAACAUGAUUUACAUCAGUAGUGAUGUCAGACUUGACUGAGUCUCCCUUUUAAACCAGCUGUUGUUUUGUCCUCUUUUAAAAUUGCAUGACCGAUGUUAGUGGGUAAUCGCGUUCGACAAUGGUGUGGUGGCAAGAAAGAGCAAAAGAGAGAAAGAAAGCACAA